CUGAUCGGCCUUAACGCUCUCGUAUUUCUCUACGAGAUCAGCAUCGGCGGGUUCGGGUUCUUCUUCGGCGGCGGCGGCUUGCCGAUCUUCGUCUUCUUCCUGGAGUUCGGCUUUAUACCCGCCGAACUGUCAUCGGUCCGCGGUUUCGAGCCGCUGGGGUCGCGCCCGGGCUUCGUUAGCAUAGCUUCGCCCAUCUCAACUUGGGCGACGCUGCUCACUUGCAUGUUCAUUCACGGCAGCUUGAUGCAUUUCAUCGGCAACAUGCUGUUCCUGUGGGUGUUCGGCGACAACAUCGAAGCGACCUUCGGCCACGUCAAGUAUCUACUGUUCUACAUCGCGGCCGGCGUGCUCGCGACGCUGUCCCACUACGCUAUCGAUCCGUCUUCCCAGACCCCGUUGGUCGGCGCCAGCGGGGCGAUUUCCGGCGUGAUGGGCGCCUACCUCCUCCUCUACCCGCGCAAUCGUAUCCGCACACUGCUGAUCUACAUUUUGAUCACCGUUGUCGAGUUGCGCGCGGUUUGGCUCCUCCUCAUUUGGUUCGGCCUGCAGGCCAUCCAGGGGCUGCUCUCCAUUGGCGUCAGCCAUGAGGUCUCCACGGCCUUCUUCGCGCACAUUGGCGGAUUCGUCGUGGGCGCCAUCGUCGGGUUGGCAGUGCGCCCAUUCCGGCGCGGCCCCAGCGGCAGGUCGGGAUACGGAGGCGAUGCCAACCAACGGCCGCCCCAAUACUGGCGCGGCCGCCGCAUCGACUGA
Messenger RNA from Geodia barretti, 750 nucleotides. Lineage: Eukaryota; Metazoa; Porifera; Demospongiae; Tetractinellida; Geodiidae. The record is from the annotation of a GenBank genome assembly.